AUGUGUCCCACAGCCAGAACCAAGCUCUUGCUCCUCCUUGCAGUAGCAGCCUCCACCAUUCCCUUCACCUCCAAUGGCUUGGUGCAUGUGCCACGCCAGCCGGCCAGCCAUGCCAACGGCACCGGCACCGGCACGAUGUGUCUGCCACAUGAAAGGGAGGCCUUGCUAGCGUUCAAGCGAGGCAUCACCAAAGACCCGUUGGGCCAACUCGCCUCGUGGCAGCGACAUGGGCUGAAGGACUGCUGCCGCUGGAGGGGAGUCCAGUGCGAUGACCGCACCGGGCAUGUCCUCGAGCUUCAUCUUCGCAACUUGCACGCGAAUAACACGCUUCUCAUCGAUGAUCAACUAACAGCUUUGGUCGGUGAGAUAAGUCCUUCUUUGCUCGCCUUGCAGCAUUUGGAACACCUUGAUCUCAGCGUGCAAGCACUCCAGGGGCCCACUGGUCGUGUCCCGGAGUUCUUGGUCUCUUUCAAGAACCUAAGAUAUCUUAACCUCUCUUGCGUACCAUUUUUCAGUGAUUUGCCGCCUCAUCUUGGUAACCUCUCAAAGUUGCAAUUCCUUGACCUCUCCCAAGCUAACAUGGUUUAUGUCUCAUCGGGUGGACCACCAAUGCACUCCAAAGAUAUCUCAUGGUUAACCCGCAUGCCUUUGUUAAGGUACCUCAACAUGCAAAUGGUAAACCUUAGCAUGGUGGCCGAUUGGCCUCGUGUUGCCAACAUGAUUCCUUCUUUGAGAGUCCUUUGUCUAUCCCAAUGCUCACUUGAAAGCGCAAAACACUCGCUCUUGCACUCCAACCUCACCAAUCUUGUAGAGCUUGAUCUCUCUGGCAACGACUUUGACCAACCACUUGCAUCUUGCUGGUUUUGGAAUAUAACAAGCAUUAGAUACCUCAACCUUCGGUCUACCAAUAUGUAUGGCCAGUUUCCAAAUUCUCUAGGAGAUUUGAAAUCCCUUCAAGCCCUUGCCUUUUCAAUUGAUAGGUUGGGCUCCAUGACAGCAAGCAUGAGAAAUUUGUGCAAUCUUGAAGUCCUAGAUCUCAGCAAUAGCCUGUUGGAUGAAAACAUUAGAGACACAUUCGAAAGGUUACCUCAGUGUUCGCCUAACAAGUUGAAAGAAUUACAUCUGGAGAACAAUAAUAUCACUGGAGUCCUACCAAACUUCAUAGAGGAAUUCAUCAACAUUGUCAUCCUCGACCUCUCCAACAACCAUAUAACUGGGCAUGUGCCUCCUGAGAUUGGAAGGUUCAGAAAUUUAACUAGCUUGGACCUAAGCAGUAACAGACUUGGAGGUGUGAUUACACAAGAACACUUUGCAAAUCUGAGCAGUUUAGAACACAUAGACUUAUCCUAUAAUUCCUUGAAGAUUGUGGUGGAGCCCGAAUGGCGGGCACCAUUUAGUCUCGUUACAGCUGGUUUUGCAUAUUGUCAAAUGAAUUUGUUUCCUGCUUGGCUAGAAGGGCAGGUGGGUCUCUCUUUUUUGGAUCUUACGAGUGCAAGUAUAAAGGACAAACUUCCAAAAUGGUUUUCUACUACAUUUGCAAAUGUUAUCAAAUUGUACCUUUCGGCCAAUGAAAUCUAUGGUAGAUUGCCAACAAACAUGGAUGUUAUGACAUCAUUGAGCUACCUAUAUUUGGAUUCAAACCAGCUAAGUGGUGGAAUACCCCAAUUGCCAAUGUCGCUGAGCAUAUUGGACAUCUCCAUGAACUCUUUAUCGGGACCUUUCCCGGAAAAUUUUGCAGCUUUAGAUAUAUGGUUUCUAAGACUAUCUUCCAAUAGUCUCACCGGUCAAAUUCCAGAGUCUUUGUGCCAAAUGCAUUACCUGCAGAUCUUAGUGCUAAGCAACAACCUUUUUGAAGGGGAAUUUCCUCGAUGUUUCGAGACAAGCAGCCUGAUGAUGUUACUUUUAAGUAACAAUAGGCUAUCUGGAAUGUUCCCAGCAUUUUUGCGGAAAAACACAAAUCUCGAAGUCCUUGACUUGUCACAAAAUGAGUUCUCUGGAAGAGUGCCUAUGUGGAUUGGAGAAUUAGUGAGCCUAGAGAUACUACAACUGAGCUAUAACACGUUCUCUCAUAGUAUUCCUUCAACCAUUACAAAUCUUAGUAGCCUUAUUCAACUGAAUCUAGCAGGCAACAGCAUAUCAGGUGUCAUACCGUGGAACUUAUCAAGUUUAACUGGUAUGACAAGUGAGGGUAGUCCGAGUUCUUUAACCGACCCUAGAUAUGAUAUUUAUAUGCAUGUGUUCACAAAGAGUCAAGAACUUAAUUAUCAAGAUGAUGCAAUACUUAGAGUGGUGAUCAUGGACUUGUCAUCAAAUUUUUUAACUGGUGGGAUUCCAGAAGAUAUAUCAUCUCUUGAUGCAAUUGUAGGUUUGAAUUUGUCACAGAAUCACCUGAUUGGGAAAUUUUCAAACAAGAUUGGGGUCAUGAAGUCGUUACAAUCACUGGACCUCUCAAGGAACAAGCUUUCUGGAGAAAUACCACCAAGCUUGUUAAAUCUGACAUAUUUAAGCAGCUUGGACUUGUCUUACAACGAUCUUGCGGGGCAAAUACCAUCAGGAGGCCAACUUGACACCCUCUAUCUACAACAUCCAUCUAUGUACGAUGGCAACAAUGGUCUUUGCGGACCUCCACUCCCUAAGAAUUGCUCAGGAAACAAUGCAGCAAGGCAUGAUGUUCAAACGACACAUAGUACAUAUUCCGAUCCAAUGUCCUUCUACUUUGGGCUCGGAAUAGGAUUUGUCAUCGGUCUUUGGGUGGUGUUCUGUGCCAUGUUAUUCAAGAAAGCAUGGAGGAUUGCCUAUUUCCGGCUCUUCGACAAGAAGUCUGGCGGGGAGAAGAAUGAAGACAAAAGGAAAAUCAGAAUAGGCAACUGGGCCUUGUGA
Molecule: messenger RNA, 2880 nt
Organism: Triticum turgidum subsp. durum (durum wheat)
Lineage: Eukaryota; Viridiplantae; Streptophyta; Magnoliopsida; Poales; Poaceae
Source: the annotation of a GenBank genome assembly